This is a messenger RNA of Sinocyclocheilus grahami, 567 nucleotides long. RefSeq names its product voltage-dependent calcium channel gamma-1 subunit-like. Gene Ontology annotation, cellular component: L-type voltage-gated calcium channel complex; membrane. The transcript has 3 exons. Gene Ontology annotation, molecular function: calcium channel regulator activity; voltage-gated calcium channel activity. The annotation marks the transcript as partial. Gene Ontology annotation, biological process: regulation of calcium ion transmembrane transport via high voltage-gated calcium channel; calcium ion transmembrane transport. Lineage: Eukaryota; Metazoa; Chordata; Actinopteri; Cypriniformes; Cyprinidae. The record is from RefSeq and is a predicted model, not a curated record.
UCAAGAACUGCUCCUACUUCAAACACUUCACAUCAGGGGAAGAGGCUGAAGUUUUUGAAGUAAAGACUCAGAAAGAGUACAACAUCUCAGCUGCUGCCAUUGCAAUCUUCAGUUUGGCCUUCAUGACCCUGGGCAGUCUCUGCCUCCUGGGGGCUUUUGGGAAGGGCAGAGACUAUCUGCUGAGACCAGCUGGCAUGUUCUUUGCUUUUGCAGGUCUGUGCAUCGUCAUCUCGGUGGAGAUCAUGAGGCAGUCGGUCAAACGCAUGAUUGACAGUGACGAGACCAUAUGGAUCGAGUACUACUAUUCGUGGUCCUUCGCUUGCGCCUGCGCCGCCUUCACCCUCCUCUUCCUCAGCGGCAUCAGCCUCCUCAUCAUCUCCAUGCCACACAUGCCCAGAAACCCCUGGGAGACCUGCAUGGACGCCGAACCAGAGCCCAUAGACUAGAGUAGCGUCGACCACAGAGUAAGAGCGCAACGCAACGGACACAGGAGUCACACUAGCAGAGCGAAUGAUAAUGAUGCAUUGCAUUUAUAGAUGAUGAUAGUGAUGCAUUGAUAUUUUUAAC